This is a messenger RNA of Anopheles stephensi (Asian malaria mosquito), 1748 nucleotides long. RefSeq lists its product as uncharacterized. The coding region runs from base 313 to 1269 and encodes 318 amino acids. The record is from RefSeq and is a predicted model, not a curated record. Gene Ontology annotation, molecular function: zinc ion binding. The transcript has 3 exons. Gene Ontology annotation, cellular component: nucleus. NCBI's taxonomy places the organism in Eukaryota, Metazoa, Arthropoda, Insecta, Diptera, Culicidae.
UGCAGGUAACCGCAACAACAAAACAAGCCAGUUCAUAGGAAUUUCUUACUCCAUGAUCAUACAUGUAAAGAAAUACAAGCGCGAUAAAGGCGCGCAUAAGUGGAUAUAAUUACUGUCUUAUCGUUUAACUAGACGCAGUAGUGUAGCGUUUCCAGUGGUAACGAUAGUAAUCUUCCUGUGUCCGGCGUUAUUUGCUACGGAAAAAAGGACGAUUUACCGGCGACCAUAGCCGCAACCUUUUAUCGGCGUCCGCUUCGUUAGAUCGUGCCCGUGUGCAGAAGUAACAUUAAUCAUCAUUCCGUGCCGACAGCAAUGUUUGGUACAAUUUGUCGCCUGUGUUUCAAAGAGCUCGAUCCGGAUGAUCCGGACAUACACUCUAUUCUGGAGAAAGGCAUUCAAAAGGCAUUGAAAACCGUGUUCCCGUUCGAAAUAUGGUUUGCCGAGGACUUGCCUAUGUACACCUGCAAGCAGUGCUCGUGGAACGUGUUGGACUUCUACUGCUACAGCGAGCUUGUGCAAAAGAAUCAGGAAACAUUGGAAAGCAAACUUUUGCAAGAACAAAAAGUAGCACAAAAAUGCUACGACAUGGAGACGACGGACAAGGAAAAUGCUGCACCAAACAUUGCCUUCAAACCGGAAAUGCAGUUACCCGAUACAAAUGUAGCGGACGAACAUUUAAUAAUCUGUAAGACCGAACUGGACGAUGUGUUGGUGGCGAACGAGCUGCAUCCAGAUUGGAUGGAUUAUUCAUUCGAAUACUUUAACCAUGGCAAUACAAGCAUCACGUGUGAGGAGUACAAAAUCACUGCCGAUGUGUACGACAACGCGACGGAAAAUUGCGAACCAGUUCCCGAAGACAGACAGACCAUCGUCGCACAGGAACGUGAGGAUGAGGAAAUGAAUACGAAACAAAUGCCAACAGCCGGGCGUGCGAAACAAAAACGCAAAAGAAAGGUCGUUAAAAAAUCCCACACUUCCACGUCGAUUAAGGUAAACGCAAAACGACGCACUGCAAAGACCAACGAAAGCGAGUUGUCAUGUCCCGAAUGCGAUAGAACAUUUCCGAACCUAAGCAGCCUACGAAACCAUGAAGUUUGUCAUGUGUAUGAUACGUGUGUGGUCUGUAAAAAAAGUUUACGGCAGAAGAGUAUGCGUAAUCAUAUGUUAAGGGCGCAUUCUACAGUGAACAGAAGUCAGGAAAAACAAAACAAUUAUCCAAUUGGUAGCAAACAAAAAAAGAAAUCAAUUGCUUCGGUUCAAAAGACGUGAGACCGGCAUUUUUGAAGUAGGGAAGCAUACGCAGGUACGCCCUUCGGUGACUCUUUUUGCGAAUGAAAUAAAUAAUCCACAGAAGAUAGGCUACCCAGUUGAAGGACUUUCCACAACCGAUGCUCAAAAAUCCACCUUUGUUGUAGUUUGUAUGGUAAGACGAGAAUGAAUGUAAUAAAACAAAGUACAAAAUGGUGGGGCAGGCAGUAAUUAUAAAUGCUUAAAUGUCUAUUUCAAAGUAUUUUUUUUAUUCACGAUGGUUAUCAGAAGAAGAUUUCAGAUUAGACCGAAUACGGUAUCGGAUCCCGUCCCGACCGUCUCCUCCUAUGGUACAUACAAUAUCCUGUCACGUUUACAAUCAAGUCAAGAAAGCCGAUAUUUAUAGGCCGAUAUCUCUUCGUUUGCUUUAAACUUUAACUUUUAACAAUGUGGCCUGGCCGUAUUGCCUUCAACUAAUAUACAAUAUAAUAUGCAAUUUA